Molecule: messenger RNA, 571 nt
Organism: Cydia pomonella (codling moth)
Lineage: Eukaryota; Metazoa; Arthropoda; Insecta; Lepidoptera; Tortricidae
Exons: 4
Coding region: 71-514 (147 amino acids)
Source: RefSeq, a predicted model, not a curated record
ACUGUUUAUUUUUAAUGCCAUUCAUAGUCAUUUAGUUCGAAAAUACUUUAAAGUAAAAAAAGAGCCUAAAAUGGUUUCUAAAAUUAUUUUUGCGUGUGUUGCGUUCGCCAUUUUCGACGCUAGCACAGCCCAGGUCAUCAAGAACCUCCUCCCAGGCUGCGGCUGCGGCUGCGGUAUGGACGUCAUCCAAAACCAGGUCCUGCUAAACCAGCCAGGUCUUGUAGCUGGUGGUCUGGUUCAACCUGGUCUCCUGGCUCAACCUGGUCUGUUGGCUCCUGGUAUGGUGGCCGGUAAUGUGCUCCCUGCUCUAGCUGGGGGAGUUAUGGGACCUUGUGUUAAUGGACUGUCUGCUGCUAACAUCAUCCAGGAUAACACCGUAGCCAACAACCUGGCCAACACCCUCCAGCUUCUCCUGGUCUCCAACCUGCUGUCCAACACGCUGCCUAACACACCUGAUGUCCUGACCGUACCUGCUGUCAGUCCUUACGCCGCGGGUCUAUCUUACAUCUGCUAGGUUUGGUUGUACUUAUGUGGGUUGUUUUUUUAAAUAAAGGAGAUUUUUUUAUACUGA